Antechinus flavipes (yellow-footed antechinus) is the source of this 2827-nucleotide messenger RNA. RefSeq names its product glutamate rich 5 (gene ERICH5). The record is from RefSeq and is a predicted model, not a curated record. Lineage: Eukaryota; Metazoa; Chordata; Mammalia; Dasyuromorphia; Dasyuridae. The coding region runs from base 210 to 1979 and encodes 589 amino acids. The transcript is spliced from 4 exons.
GCGACAAAGAGGAUCGAGCCUUCUCUGCAGGUGUUAUUGUCCAGGAUUUGUCCACUAGAACUACCGUGCUGGACAUUGAUUGUUUAGACCCCAGCAGUCCCAGCCAGAGCUUGGUAGGGGGUGGGUCACGUGCUCAGGAAUAGGGCUCAACCUGGGAUCUCCGCUGAGACUUCUGCUCCUUCCCCUGAGUCCCAGCAGCUGGCACGGCAAUGGGGUGUUCCAGCAGCACCCAGACCCAGAAUCAGGAAAGCAGUCGGCCAGUGAACAAAACCGGUGUCACCAACGGACUGAAGCAAAGCGCAACUUCGGAUGGAAACUCUUCAAGCCCAUAUGAAAAUGAAAUUUGUCUUGACAAGACCAAACAGUGUACAACAGAAGGAAAAGUCGAUGCCAAUGACAAAACAGGACCAACCAAUAUUCUUCUAGCAGGGGAUCCCAGGGUUAUGAUGCCAUUUGCAGCUGAUAGUGCUAGUUCUACCUGUGAAGAGGGAUACCCUGAGAAAGCAGGAUCUCCAAGCUCCGGGGAAAGAGUUCAAACAGAAUAUCUGAAAUCAACAGAUGAAACUAAGAAUCCAGAGGCAUCUAAGGAAUCUGUGCCACCCAUAUCUGCUGGAAAAAAUGAACUUCCAGCAACAGAUGAAAAGAAUGACAGGGAAAUUGAGAAAAGUACUCAACCUAUAGGAAAAAUUGCUGAGCUUGAGAUAUUUGGAAUUGUAAAGGAGAUGAAGUCACUGAAAACAGCUAGAGAAAUAGAACCUCCAGAAACAGAACAUAGUCAGCAUCUAGAAAUGAGUGAAGAGGCUGAUCUCCAAAGAACAAUGAAGGAGGAUAAGCAUCUGAUAACAUCUGAAGAGACAGAACCUCAAGAAAUUGUGGAAGAUAUUCAGCAUAUAAAUACUGAUAGAAGGGCAGAAAUGUUGGAGAAGAAUAAUUAUGUGGGAACAUCUGGAGAGACCGAAACUUCAGGAACACUGGAAGAGGCUGAGUAUGAGGGAACAGCUGGAGAGACCAAACCUUCAGGCACAUGUAAAGUAACUGAGCAUGAGGAAGCAGGUAGAAAGAUGGAACCUUUGGGAACACACACAGAGUCUGAGGGAAUAGCUGGAGAAACCAAACCUUCAGGAAUGAUGGAAGAGAUUGAGCAUGAGGAAACACCUGGAGAGACCAAACCUUCGGGAAUGAUGGAAGAGAUUGAGCAUGAGGAAACACUUGGAGAGACUAAAUCUUCGGAAAUGAUGGAAGGGACUGAGCAUGAGGGAACACCUGGAGAGACCAAACCUUUGGGAAUGAUGGAAGGGACUGAGCAUGAGGGAACACCUGGAGAGACCAAACCUUUGGGAAUGAUGGAAGAGACUGAAUAUGAGGGAAUAACUGGAGAGACCAAACCUUUGGGAAUGAUGAAAGAGACUGAACAUGAGGGAAUAUCUGGAGGGAUCAAACCUUCGGGAAUGAUGGAAAAGACUGAGCAUGAGGGAACACCUGGAGAGACCAAAUCUUUGGGAAUGAUGGAAGAGAUUGAGCAUGAGGGAACACCUGGAGAGACCGAACCUUCCGGGGCAAUGAAGAAGAUGACUCUGGUAACAGGUGAAAAGAACAAUCUUCAGGGAAUAGUUGAAGAUAACGAAUUCCCAGAAAUUGUGGGAGAAAUUCAGUCUCUCAGAGCUGCUGGAAAGAACGACCAUUCCAGAGCAGUGAGAGGCACUGAACUUCCUGAAAGAGUGGAAAAGAUUCUGUUGGUAGAAACAGUUGGAGGAACUCAACCUCCCAUAAUAGAUGAAGGGCCACAGGAAAACAUGAAGCCAGUGAUGGAAGUAGCCAGGGAAAUUAACAUGAAUGAAGAGAACCAAGCAAUUGAAGGUGAGACGGGAGAAAGGGUGGAAACUGAGACGCACAGUGAGAUAGUAAGUAAGGGGUCUGAAACAAAAGAAGAAGAAACGGGAGAAGCUGUGGAUACUACUACAUUCACAGAGAUAGAGUAAACAAAUAGCAAGAAAUAAGAUCCAGAUGCUACCCAUGCAGAUUCCAGUCUCUUCAUCUUGUUCAGCUGUUUAAGUAAAAAUCAUUUUUACAGUCUUGUUGACUUUGGGGGGAUGAGAGUGGGGAAUAUGACAUCAGGACUUUAGAAGGAAUUUAUAAGUUUUUACCAAUGUUAAAAAAAAAUUGCCACAAAGAAAUCAUCUUUCAAGGAUCCUUCAAAAGUUGCCAAAAGACCUUGACAAGUAGUUACAUAUGUACAUUUUCUCUUAUCUGCCAUAGAGUGCCUUUUGUAUGUUAAUAUACAAGUAGAAUUUUGUUUUUAAAACAUUUUUGUCUGAAAUGUUAAUAUAUAUUUCAUACUUUUUCAAAUCUUCUAAGUUCAUUUUUAUGUCAAAACAAUAAUUACAGAAACCUCCUGUUUAUGCAUUUAAUCCAUAGGUAUACAAGAUGGUCAAAGUGCAUUGUCUCAUUUUUUUUCCCUUAUUUAAACAGAUUGAUACUAGUUUAUGACCUAAAUUUUAAAAUGCUAAUUUGUGAGGUAGAUGCUAAGAAGUUACCAGAAUAGUUACUCUUGCAGAAAAGGAAACAGACUAUGAUCUUCAACUUGUAUAUUUUGUGCAGUUUUAAAAAAUAAUUUUUUAAAAAAAUCAUUAUCAUCAUAGUAUCCCAUGUAUCCAUAGUAACCUAUUUAGAAAUGUAAUUUUAAAAAAUGAUUGUGAAUAAAUCUAAGAAAAAAUAUUUAUAUCAGAAUUUAUUAACAAAAUGCAUUUUUGUAACUUUAAAAUUUAAAAUUUUGGAAUCAAUGACUGUAUUUCUUUAUUAAAAUUAUCAGUGAUAUGUUUUAAAAAUU